AUGAGGCCACAGAAGGGGCAGGAUGAGUGGGGCAAUGGUCUGGAGGCAAUGCAGAGAGCUCUGCAGAUGGAGAAGGAUGUGAACCAGAGUCUGCUGGAUCUGCACAAACUGGCCUCUGGCCACACGGACCCUCAUCUGUGUGACUUCCUGGAGAGGCACUACUUGGAUGAGCAAGUGAAGAUGAUCAAGAAGCUGGGAGAUCACAUCACCAACCUGAAGAGACUGGGAGCCCCUGACAAUGGCAUGGGAGAGUACCUGUUUGACACUCUCUCACUAGGGGAGAGCGACUGAACUGACUGCAGGGAAUGGGUACUUAUGGUGUUAUUCAGUCAAAUGGCUCAUGUCUCUCAUGGUGGUGACC
This is a messenger RNA of Stegostoma tigrinum, 361 nucleotides long. RefSeq names its product ferritin heavy chain, oocyte isoform-like. Gene Ontology annotation, molecular function: ferrous iron binding; ferric iron binding. The record is from RefSeq and is a predicted model, not a curated record. NCBI's taxonomy places the organism in Eukaryota, Metazoa, Chordata, Chondrichthyes, Orectolobiformes, Stegostomatidae. Gene Ontology annotation, biological process: intracellular iron ion homeostasis; iron ion transport. The transcript is spliced from 3 exons. Gene Ontology annotation, cellular component: cytoplasm. Bases 1 to 291 code for a protein of 96 amino acids.